Molecule: messenger RNA, 2917 nt
Organism: Coniophora puteana RWD-64-598 SS2
Lineage: Eukaryota; Fungi; Basidiomycota; Agaricomycetes; Boletales; Coniophoraceae
Product: calcium ATPase transmembrane domain M-containing protein
Exons: 12
Coding region: 15-2753 (912 amino acids)
Biological process (GO): intracellular sodium ion homeostasis; proton transmembrane transport; sodium ion export across plasma membrane
Cellular component (GO): membrane
Molecular function (GO): ATP binding; ATP hydrolysis activity; P-type sodium:potassium-exchanging transporter activity
Source: RefSeq, a predicted model, not a curated record
CGUUCGAUUUAUAGAUGCUCGUCAUUCUCGUUUCCGCGACGUUCUACGCCUUCGUCGACUGGAACGCGUCGAGGAUCAUGAAGUCGAUCAAGUCCCUCAUCGCCGAAGAGGCUGCAGUCAUCCGUGACGGAAACCAACAGAUCAUCCCGGCUACCGACAUCCUCGUCGGCGACAUCGUGGUCCUUUCCACCGGAGACCGUGUUCCUGCCGACUUGAGGAUCGUGCAGGCGUCAUCAGACCUUCGGUUUGAUCGAUCCCUCCUCACCGGAGAAAGCGACAUGGUCGCCGGAUCGCUCGACGCUACAUCCGACAACGCACUGGAAACGCGCAACCUCGCGCUCACAUCGACGUUCGUCGUGCAAGGCACCUGCACCGGCGUCGUCUUCGCAACGGGCGACCGCACCAUCAUGGGCCGCCUCGUGCUCAUGUCCGGCGAGGGCAAGUUCAAGCUGACGACGAUCCAGAAGGAGGUCUGGUUCUUCACCAAGAUCGUCUCCGGCCUGGCGCUCUCGCUGUUCGGCGUCGCGCUGCUCGCGUGGGGCGUGUGGCUGCGCACGCACUACCCCGGGUACGAGACGGGCAGCGAGGCGAUUAUCAACUCGAUUGGGUGCUUGACGGCGUUCGUGCCGCAGGGUCUGCCUGUUUGUGUUGCGCUCUCGCUGACGGUGAUCGCUCGUCGCAUGGCGAAGAGGCAGGUCUUGGUCAAGAACCUCGCUACCAUCGAGACCCUGGGCUGCAUGUCCGUUCUCUGCUCCGACAAGACCGGGACGCUCACCGCUGGGCGUAUGUCCGUAGAGAACAUUGCCUUCCUGGGCGAGUCCCAUAACGUCGCCGCAGGCCUGGAGGAAGGCUCCUCGCUGAUGGAUCCCUCCGUGCGGAAAGCGCUCACAGACCUCCAGCUCGCCGCCCGCAUCUGCAACGCCGCCAAAUUCGACAGUGCCACCGUCCAUCUGUCUGUGGCAGAGCGCAACGUCAAGGGCGACCCCACGGAUACCGCUCUCCUACGCUUCUCAGAGAGCAUCCAGGGCAUCGAUGGUACCGAUGUCCGCAGGGCGUGGCAUACGAUCUUUGAGAUCCCGUUCAACUCGAAGAACAAGUGGAUGAUGAGCGUCGUCGAGCGUGCUGGAAACGAUGAGAAGGAUCUGGUACAGCGCGAAGAGCCGCUGAUGCUCGUAAAGGGCGCGCCAGAUAUUCUCUUCCCUGCGUGCUCAUCGGUCAUGAGGGCUGACGGGAGCGUUGUGCCACUUGAUAUUAUCUCGAGGAAGCAGCUAUCCGAGCUCCAGAGCGAGUGGUCGAGCUCGGGUCAGCGCGUCCUUGCCGUAUGCCGACGGACGCUCUCGGGCUUGAAGACGGACGUAUCACCAAACGACAUGGAGACCCAGCUUUACUCGGAGCUGCAGGACCUCACCCUCGUCGGACUCGUCGGCAUUCGCGACCCUUCCCGCGCGGACGUUCCUGACGCUAUUCGGGUCAUCAGGCGCGCCGGUGUGCGCGUGUUCAUGGUCACGGGCGACUUCAAGCUGACGGCGGCGGCCAUCGCUCGGCAGGUUGGAAUUAUUACUCAAGAACAAGUCGACACCAUCGAUGACGUCCGCGCCAUGUCUGCUUCCAAGACGAUUGGCGCUGUCGACCCAUCCGAACUCACUCCCCGAGACGAGGAUGGCAUUCGUGCUCUGCUUCUUACCGGAGAGGACGUCGCCUCUCUCGGUCCUGCGGAUUGGGACGUUGUGGUCGGUACAUACGUUGAAAUCGCGUUCGCGAGAACGACUCCGGAUCAGAAGAUGCGCAUUGUUGAGGAGAUCAAGGCCCGCGGCGAUAACACCGUGGCCGUCACUGGUGACGGUGUCAAUGAUGCCCCUGCGCUCAAGGCUGCGGAUAUUGGUGUCGCUAUGGGUAGCGGCAGCGAUGUCGCCAAGGAAGCAGCGGCAUUGAUCCUCUUGAAUAACGACUUCGCAUCUAUUCCUGUCGCAAUUGAGAUGGGCCGGCUGGUGUUCGACAACCUCAAGAAAGUCAUAUUGUAUCUCAUGCCCGCCGGGACAUACACCGAGUUCAUGACUGUUUUUGCCAACGUUUUCCUAGGCAUGCAACUGGCGCUCAGCUCCUACCUUCAAGUGUGCUUCUCUAUCACCAAUGACGUCGUCAUGUCUAUCUCGUUAAUGUACGAAAAGGCCGAGGCUGAUCUGAUGCUACGCAAGCCUCGUAAUGCCCGUAAGGACAGGCUAGCAGACUGGCGGUUCUUCGUCCAAAUCUACCUGUUCAUCGGGCUCAUGAUGUGGCCUUGCGCAAUGAGCAUGUGGUUCUACUGGAUGCACCGCCAGAAUCUCAGCUUUUACGACGUCAUCCUUGUGUACAACAAGUGGACAAACACCGACGGCUGGCAGGGAUACAGCCAGGAGCAGCUUGCCGAGUUCGUGAGCGUCGGUCAAUGCAUCUACUACGUGACCAUGGUCUUCAUGCAGUACGGCGGCCUCCUCGCGGUCCGAAACCGCCGCGUCUCGACCCUCGUCUCGAACCCGCUCUGGGGCCCGCGUCGCAACUGGGCGAUCCCGUGCGGUAUGCUAGCGACCGCGCUCAUCGCGGUCGUCAACCUGUACGGAACUGGCUUGCAGAAGGUCUUCGGCACCACCCCUAUUCCUGGCAUGUUCUGGGGGAUUCCAUUCGCGUUCGCGCUUGGUAUACUAAUCAUGGACGAGACGAGGAAGCUGAUCGUCAGGAGCUGGCCAAAUUCCAUCGUGGCUAAAAUUGCAUGGUGAAGAAGACGAGGCCACGUAGAUACGGCUACAAGUUGGACUUCCUCGGAGCUAAAAUUGGGUUGGACCCAUAUUCUCUGCAAUUGUUUACAAUUUGUUAUAUUUGACCACACCUGUUUGUCAUUAAUUCUCUCUUGGAUUAUCCAGCAAAGUCCGUGGAAAUAAAC